AAGGGAAACAAAUGUUUCCAGGCAAGCCAAAAGGCAGAGUAUGAGAUUUACUUUUCCAGUGCUCACCAAAAGUGACUAUAAUUUGGCUGGAGUGAUUCUCCUGAAUUCAAAAAGAAGGCAUGAUCUGGUGCCUGGCUACAUCCACAAUCUUUAGAGCACUUCUUUACCAAAGAAGAAUUUAAAUUAUACUGGUCCUGAGCUAGAAACUUCUUUGCUACUAAGAAAACUUUUUUGAGAAAUAACCUUCUUGAUUCCAGAUACCUGGGGAACAGCACAUUUGAAGAUAGUUGACAAAAAAAAAAAUAUUGCAAUCAGAAAGCCACACACCAUUCAGGCAGAAUCUGGUUGGAGAGGGAAGCUGUUCCCAUGAUUAGUGAGCUUCCCCAGCUAGCCUGUAGGUGGGUGUGUUUAACAGAAGGAAGCAAUGGGAACCCGCCUGUCAGCCAGCCUUUAGAGCUAAUUAGCUCAGCAUACAACAAAGAUAAGUGAGCCUGGGAGGAGGGCCCCCUGAGGGGUCUUUAGAUUCUGGGAAAUGUCUGAUUGGCAGAUGUUAAAAGAGAUUCUUUGGUAAUCCUGUGCAUCAAUGAGCUGCACAAAUUCAGACCAGGACUGCAAGAAUUCAGGCAUGAGGACACUGUGCAGCAGGCUCGCACAGGCAGACCCAAGAUGGACAGAACAUUGGAAUCCCUGAGACACAUCAUUGCCCAAGUCUUGCCUCAUAGAGACCCGUCUCUUGUCUUCAAAGACUUGAACGUUGUGUCAAUGUUACAGGAAUUUUGGGAAAGCAAGCAGCAACAGAGGGCUGCGUUCCCAAGUGAAGGUGUGGUGGUCUAUGAGUCGCUGCCAUCUCCUGGACCACCCUUUGUGAGUUAUGUGACCCUCCCAGGGGGAAGCUGUUUUGGCAACUUUCAGUGCUGCUUAAGUAGAGCUGAGGCCAGACGGGAUGCAGCUAAAGUGGCCCUAAUCAACUCCCUCUUCAAUGAGCUGCCCUCUCGCAGGAUCACCAAGGAAUUCAUUAUGGAGAGUGUGCAGGAAGCGGUUGCCUCCACCAGUGGCACUCUGGAUGAUGCAGAUGACCCCAGCACCAGCAUCGGAGCCUAUCACUACAUGCUGGAGUCUAACAUGGGGAAGACUAUGCUGGAAUUUCAGGAGCUGAUGACCAUUUUCCAACUGUUGCACUGGAAUGGAAGCCUAAAAGCCCUUCGUGAAACAAAAUGUUCCCGACAGGAAGUCAUCUCCUACUAUUCCCAGUAUUCUCUAGAUGAAAAGAUGCGCAGCCACAUGGCCCUGGACUGGAUCAUGAAGGAGCGGGAGUCACCAGGAAUUCUCUCCCAAGAGCUACGAAUGGCCCUGAGGGAAUUGGAGGAAGCCAGGAAAGCAGGACAAGAACUACGGUUUUACAAAGAAAAGAAAGAAAUCCUGAGUUUAGCUUUGACUCAGAUCUACAGUGAUCCUGACACUUCCUCACCCAGUGAUGAUCAGCUGAGCCUUACGGCCCUUUGUGGCUAUCACUAGCAAGGCCAGGUCCCAGCUGCCCCCUUGGGGGCAGAAGCCAGACUCUAACAUUAGGAAGCUCAUUGAAGGAGGUCAUCAGAGGCUUUAGCACCUAUAGCUGCUACCUGAAAGCUGUACUAAUUCUCCCUACCCACCUACUCCAUUCACAGAAUCUCAGAGUAAUAGGACCCUUACAGGAGACUUCAUCCCAUUCAAUGCAGUUUUCCCAUAACACCCUCAGUAGUUCCACCCCAGACUGAAUGGAUAGAGACAGGAUUGUUUGAAAAAUAUUUUCCAGGACUGCCUUCAACUUUAAGGCUGGUUGACAUGGGCCUUGCUAGAUUAUAUACAUUGUUUCAAAGAAUGGGUCAAUGUAGUCUUUCCCCAAAAGAACAUCAGCCAGGACUGGGGAAAGUAGCACCACAGCAAUUUUUUUAAAAUACUUGAGAUUAAAUAACCAAUAUGGAUAUUUAAAAAAUAUAUAUAUAUCCAAAGAUCAGAAUUUCUUCCUAAGCUCUCUGUAAGAUUGCUGACACACUACCAGCUGUAAUCCAGUUCUUCUGUGGGGAUUUUACCUGUACCUCCUAUCAAAGAUCUUGAAGUGGUAAUAGUAUGAAAAUGCCAUAUAAAUUUAAUGUGGUUUAAAAUGUCA
Phacochoerus africanus (Common warthog) is the source of this 2146-nucleotide messenger RNA. It is a transcript of the gene LIX1, whose product is annotated as limb and CNS expressed 1. The record is from RefSeq and is a predicted model, not a curated record. Bases 667 to 1515 code for a protein of 282 amino acids. Lineage: Eukaryota; Metazoa; Chordata; Mammalia; Artiodactyla; Suidae. Gene Ontology annotation, cellular component: cytoplasm. The transcript is spliced from 6 exons. Gene Ontology annotation, biological process: autophagosome maturation.